AUCUCUGCUCGCCUGACCCGUUUCUCAGCACCCUCUCUGUAAAAUUAGCGAAUACUGCAGCAAGAAGUGAGUGUGUGUAUGUGAGUGUGUGUGUGUGUAUCCCGAUCAAGAGGAAAGCAAGGAAUAAUAUUUAUAACAACCUCUCAUCUGGCUACUGACAGCAGAGAUGGCAGCCAUUCGGAAGAAGCUGGUGAUUGUCGGGGAUGGAGCCUGCGGGAAAACAUGUCUUCUCAUUGUUUUCAGUAAAGACCAGUUUCCUGAAGUCUACGUCCCGACAGUGUUCGAGAACUACAUCGCUGAUAUCGAGGUUGAUGGAAAACAGGUGGAGUUGGCGCUGUGGGAUACCGCGGGCCAAGAGGACUAUGACAGGUUGAGGCCUCUCUCUUACCCCGACACAGAUGUCAUCCUCAUGUGCUUCUCCAUCGACAGCCCGGACAGUUUAGAAAAUAUCCCUGAGAAGUGGACGCCUGAGGUGAAGCACUUCUGUCCCAAUGUUCCCAUCAUCCUGGUGGGGAACAAGAAGGACCUGAGGAAUGACGAGCACACACGGAGAGAGCUGGCCAAGAUGAAGCAGGAGCCGGUGAAGACAGAAGAAGGCAGAGACAUGGCCGGCAGGAUCAGUGCUUUUGGCUACUUGGAGUGCUCCGCUAAGACCAAGGACGGCGUGCGGGAAGUGUUCGAGAUGGCCACUAGGGCGGCGCUGCAGGUCCGCAAGCGCAAGAAGAGAGGCGCCUGCAGCCUCCUGUGAGCAGUUCAGAUGCCAUUUAAAAACAACCGACCAAUAGGAGGAAAAGAAUCACAUGAAAAGGACUGACCUUUUACCAAAUGGCAUCUUAGUACUGUAUCUCGCAUUUCACGAUAACGGGCAAGCAAAUGAAUCAAAUGCAAACAAACCGAAUACAGGAAGUGGACUUUGUCUAUAUUACAACCGUGAUUAGAAAUUGAUGUUUGAAGUUCCUUGUUGAUUUGCCAUUCCUCCCCAUCCCCCCCCCUCCCCUAAUCUGUCUUUACACACACAUAGAAUGCUUUCCCACUUUUUUUAUUUGUAACGCAACGAGGCAGUGAUAGAUGCACAUAUCUGUAUGCAAUAUUGUUCUUCACGAGCUUGAGCGAGCAGCAUCCUUCUUAGCUUGUGUAAAGUCUUCAUGAGUGCAGACUGUCCUGUUAGCAUCGCAGCCUGACCAUAAAAGCUAGUGCCUUUUUUCUUUUCUUAUUAUUUUCUUUUUUUAAGUUUGUAUGCCACCGUCUAUUUCUCAUGUUUUGUCAGCUAGCUAACAUUUCAGCUGAGGGGGCUCUCCAUUGUACUGUAGCCAGUGUUGUCAUUGUGAAACCUGAGCAAAAGCCAUAAGUAAGGCUUUCAGUGCUGCGGACUCGUCGAGCACAACAAAAGGUCGCUUGUGUCAUUUUUGUUUGCGUUCCCUCAACAUUUGCCAUUCUUAUCAAAAAUAAAGAAAGUAGCUGCCUCCAUGUAAAACAUUAAAAUAAGAGAAAAGAUCUGAUUAUUCACAUGCAUCCUUCAUAGCUAUUGCUAAUCUGUGCAGUGGACCCAUAUGGGAAGGGGGGGGGGGGGGGGGGUGAGAACUGGCCAAUCGAGACACAAGCCAAUAUGACUCAACUAUGCACAAUGGCUGUUAGGACCAACAGUGAGAUGACACAGCUGAAACAGAAAUGAAGGCCAAAGCCUGGUGAAACCUCCCUUGUUUGUUUAUUGCGGGUGACUUCAGCUCUACUCCUGCUACAAUUCAAGCGAGCCGGUGACGUCCGCUUUUGGAAUCCGUAUGUUGGACGGGUUAGCCCAGUUGUGGAAAUCAUGUGUUGUUAGAAGCCGUUAGCCGUCGCGUGUGGACGUUUCCAGUCGGACGACAUUCUUUACAUGAUUGACAGGAGUCGAGUUGGGUCCGUGUGAGGAGUUUGUUUUUCCCCUGGUGCCUUCUCUGUUGUGGUGUGCCUUUCGGUUGUUCUCUCCCAGACCAGAUAGACCAGCGGCUCCAUGCCAACAAGGUCGAGAGAGACCUUUCUGUCCUGUUUCACAAAGCUUGGUUCUUUAUAAAGGCUCUAAACUUAGGCUCGAUUUAAGCAAAAUGUGUCAUUCAUUUCCCUAACUUAAAGAUUUAAUCCAUAAAUGCAGUCUCAUCUUCAUUAACGUGGCAGGUAACAUUACUUUUGCUUAAAGAAUGACUCACAAAACAUCCAUCUGCAGCCAUAAAGAUUACCUUUGAUGUUUUAGAGUGUAUAACUGCCAAAAAAGAUAGUACAACUGUGGCUAAAUGUCAUCUGGAUUUACUAAUCUUUCUUUAUCCUGAUUUAUGUUGGUGUUGAUCUUCACUUCUUGGCAAGAAAUAUUUGAUAUUUUACUGAGUCAAAGGAGAAUUGUACUUUAAAACAGCUUUUGGAGACACGUCAGAGACCGUCCACUGGUCCUCUCAGAAUACUCGUGGUGGACGUUUCCUGGAAAUACAGCAGCUUGAUAUACAGUGCUUGAAAGGCCCAGCAACUGUCCUCAGGCACAGACUCUUGUUCUGGCAUUCCCUUUCUCUGCCUCUGUUGCUCAUUCAUGUCCCGUUCAUGUCCCUUGGUUGCAUGUUGCUGUCGGUCUAGAAAGAGGGUGGAUGUUGCAUGCAACCUUCUUACAAUGCCAGUAAAGGCCACAAACGUACCCAGCUGGCAGGAUCUGUAUUUGUUAUAUUGUAAUGCAACUUAUACCCUCUAGUGGAGAAGCUACAACAUAUAAAACUACUUAUUACAAUCACACACACACACACACACACCAUAUUAAUGUGGUUACCUCAAAUAUUUCUAGGGUGGAUCCUAUGCUUUGUGCAUUAUUGCGGAAAACAAGCACAGCAACAAGGCAGGAGUAAGCCCAUUCAGAUCCCUACCAAUAACGGGUUGUUUUUUUUAAUCAAUGAAAACAUGGGUCUUGAGCUACGCGUUUCAUAGUUGUGGCAUGAUGUUCACGGGUCUCAACAAGCUUAACGCCAAGGAAUUCAUGGGAAUUAGGUCGGCCGAGAUAGUCUAAUAGCUUUCACAGCUGGAAGCACAGCGCAACGAUGAAAGCAUUCCCCGGGCGAAUGCAGGGUCUAGUGUCGAACAUAUCACUACGAGCAUGGACAAUACUCCUGUUUAACGUGUACAGAUGAUGUUGUGCUAUAUAAAAAGCUGUCCUUAUGUCGUUGCAUGCAUGAGAAAAACUAUUGGUCUUUACAAUGAGCACACACACACACACACACAACAUUUGGGAACAGCUUCUGCUCAGUGUUGUGUAACUUUUUCCUUUCUUUCUCUGAAGUAUUUGAAAUGAUAAAAAGGAUCCAGAUUUCUAUAAAAGCUCAUUGUAAUAAUGCUUUGUAAAACGGAAGGUGUUGUAGUGAAUGUUUAAUCUGAAGUGAACAUCAACAUUGCUAAUAAACUAUUUUUGAGACAAGA
Cottoperca gobio is the source of this 3426-nucleotide messenger RNA. RefSeq names its product rho-related GTP-binding protein RhoA-D-like. Gene Ontology annotation, biological process: small GTPase-mediated signal transduction. The transcript has 5 exons. Gene Ontology annotation, molecular function: GTPase activity; GTP binding. Bases 167 to 748 code for a protein of 193 amino acids. Lineage: Eukaryota; Metazoa; Chordata; Actinopteri; Perciformes; Bovichtidae. The record is from RefSeq and is a predicted model, not a curated record.